Molecule: messenger RNA, 2260 nt
Organism: Prosopis cineraria
Lineage: Eukaryota; Viridiplantae; Streptophyta; Magnoliopsida; Fabales; Fabaceae
Product: imidazole glycerol phosphate synthase hisHF, chloroplastic
Exons: 19
Coding region: 115-1905 (596 amino acids)
Biological process (GO): L-histidine biosynthetic process
Molecular function (GO): imidazoleglycerol-phosphate synthase activity; oxo-acid-lyase activity
Source: RefSeq, a predicted model, not a curated record
UUAGCUUGAUCGCGUGUGUUUGGAGCACCAGUGUCAGACAAUAGACAGAAGGUAAUUCAGUUCAGAUUCUCGCAUACUAGGGGAGGAAGCAGAGGGUCAGAAUAGAAACCAUCAAUGGAGGCGGCGCCGCCGUUCGCCUCUGGUCAGCGUCCCGGCUCACUUGCAUCGCCGUCCUCAUUGUCCUUUUUCCGUAGCUCUUCUUCUUCUCUCUUGCUUCUUCGGGGUAAUGUUUCUAUGAGAAAUCGUUCUCAUUAUGCCAAUGUCAAAUACUCCAGAAACUUCUCAGUUCGUGCCUCCUCUUUAGCUGACUCUGUUGUAACUGUGCUUGAUUAUGGCGCUGGCAAUGUUCGAAGUGUUAGGAAUGCUAUCCGCCAUCUUGGAUUUGACAUUAAAGAUGUGCAAACUCCCGAAGACAUUUUGAAAGCCAACCGCUUAAUCUUUCCAGGUGUUGGAGCAUUUGCCCCUGCAAUGGAAGUGCUAAACAAGACUGGGAUGGCUGAGGCACUAUGUUCAUAUAUUGAGAAAGAUCGCCCAUUUUUAGGCAUCUGUCUUGGACUUCAGCUGCUUUUUGAAUCUAGUGAGGAGAAUGGACCAAUAAAGGGUCUUGGUCUAAUACCUGGAACUGUCGGGCAAUUUGACUCAUCAAAUGGUUUUAGUGUUCCACAUAUUGGCUGGAAUGCCCUACAAGCGACAACGGACUCAGAAAUUCUUGAUGAUGUUGGAAACCAUCAUGUCUAUUUUGUGCACUCUUAUCGUGCAAUGCCUUCAGAAAAAAAUAAAGAGUGGGUAUCUUCCACUUGCAAUUAUGGUGACAAUUUUAUAGCAUCUAUUAGAAGAGGAAAUGUGCAUGCAGUUCAGUUCCAUCCUGAAAAGAGCGGAGAUGUUGGUCUUUCUGUUUUAAGAAGAUUCUUGAAUCCAAAUUCAAACAGGACAAAGAAGGCUGGUGGAGGGAAGGCUUCAAAACUAGCGAAAAGGGUGAUCGCUUGCCUUGAUGUGAGGGCAAAUGAUAAGGGGGACCUUGUUGUAACCAAAGGGGACCAGUAUGAUGUAAGAGAACAAACAAAGGAGAAAGAGGUAAGAAAUCUUGGCAAGCCUGUUGAGCUUGCCAGACAGUACUACAAAGAUGGAGCUGAUGAGAUCAGCUUUCUAAACAUUACUGGUUUUCGAGACUUCCCUCUUGGUGAUUUGCCAAUGUUGCAGGUAUUGCGAUAUACAUCAGAAAAUGUUUUUGUGCCCUUAACAGUUGGGGGUGGAAUUAGAGAUUUUACAGAUUCAAAUGGCAGGCACUAUUCUAGUUUGGAAGUUGCUUCAGAAUAUUUUAGAUCUGGAGCUGAUAAGAUUUCUAUUGGAAGUGAUGCAGUUUAUGCUGCAGAAGAGUAUUUAAGAACUGGAGUAAAAUCUGGGAAGAGCAGCUUAGAACAGAUAUCUAGAGUAUAUGGGAAUCAGGCAGUGGUAGUGAGUAUUGAUCCUCACAGAGUUUACGUAAAGAAUCCCAAUGAUGUGCAAUUCAAGACUGUAAAGGUGUCAAAUCUAGGUCCGAAUGGAGAAGAAUAUGCCUGGUACCAGUGUACGGUUAAUGGGGGACGAGAAGGCCGACCAAUUGGGGCUUACGAGCUAUCAAAAGCAGUUGAAGAACUUGGUGCUGGAGAAAUACUACUUAACUGCAUUGACUGUGAUGGUCAAGGGAAAGGAUAUGAUAUAGAUUUAGUUAAGUUAAUUUCAGAUGCUGUAAGUAUCCCUGUGAUUGCAAGUAGCGGUGCUGGUGCUGUUGAUCACUUUUCUGAAGUGUUUACCAAAACAAAUGCAUCUGCUGCACUUGCUGCUGGCAUUUUUCAUAGAAAAGAGGUGCCUAUUCAGUCCGUAAAGGAGUACUUGUUGAAGGAAAAUAUUGAAGUCCGAAUCUAAUAUCCUGCUUGCUGACAAAUUUUGAGAUGUAUUUUGUCAGGGCAAAUAGAUUAGUCAGUCAGGAUAUUUAAAUGAAGCUGCUUGUUAUGGAAGGAAACCUAGAACUGUUUUGUAGGAAAUACCAAACUUCAACCUUUCAUGUAAAUUUAGUGUAUUUUUUUAGCCGAGUAAAAUUAAUGUAUUAAUUUCCAAGUAACUUGAAUUAUUUUUGUCUGAUGUAUUGUUUCUGAAUUUGGAGCCACCUCGGAGGUCUGUUUGCCCAUGUACUGUUUGUAUAUUGUGAUGAGACUAAACCUUACUGCAUGCUGAGUUGCUGCAACUCUAGUUUGAAAUAAAUGGAUUGUAUUUAGGCUUU